GAGAGGCGGGAAUAGCAAACCGGUCUACUUGGUUCGGUUGAGAAGGAGUCUGGCCGAGGGGGUGUAUAAUUUGGUGCAGAAACGGCGAGAAGAGGCAGGAUUUUUUUUCAAUAACUAGAAUACAGUCGAGUUGAGAGGGUUAUCUGGUUAUUUGUUUUUUAGUUUCUCAAGCUUUUUCACUGCACCAGGUGACCUGUUGUGUUGUGGUAUCUGGCGAUGGCACAGCGGAGUGGGCAGGAGGACCCGGAGCGGUACCUCUUCGUGGACCGGGCGGUGGUGUACAACCCGGCCACGCAAGCCGACUGGACGGCCAAGAAGCUUGUGUGGAUCCCGUCGGAGCGGCAUGGCUUCGAGGCAGCCAGCAUCCGCGAGGAGCGGGGGGACGAGGUGCUGCUGGAGCUGGCCGAGAACGGCAAGAAGGCCAUGGUCAACAAGGACGACAUCCAGAAGAUGAACCCGCCCAAGUUCAGCAAGGUGGAGGACAUGGCCGAGCUCACCUGCCUGAACGAGGCCUCGGUCCUGCACAACCUGAAGGACCGAUACUACUCCGGCCUCAUCUACACAUACUCCGGACUCUUCUGCGUGGUCAUAAACCCCUACAAAAACCUGCCGAUAUACUCAGAGAACAUCAUCGAAAUGUACAGGGGCAAAAAGCGCCACGAGAUGCCCCCCCACAUCUACGCCAUCUCCGAGUCGGCCUACAGGUGCAUGCUUCAAGAUCGGGAGGACCAAUCAAUUCUUUGCACAGGUGAAUCAGGUGCUGGGAAAACGGAAAAUACCAAGAAGGUCAUUCAGUACCUGGCCCACGUCGCUUCAUCCCACAAAGGAAGGAAAGACCACAACAUUCCUCCUGAAUCGCCUAAACCAGUGAAACUCCAGGGCGAGCUGGAACGUCAGCUUCUGCAAGCCAACCCCAUCCUCGAGUCCUUCGGGAACGCCAAGACAGUGAAAAAUGACAACUCUUCACGUUUUGGCAAGUUCAUCCGGAUCAACUUCGAUGUCACCGGUUACAUCGUCGGGGCCAAUAUAGAGACCUAUCUGCUGGAGAAAUCCAGAGCCAUCCGUCAAGCCAAAGAUGAGAGGACCUUCCACAUCUUCUACCAGCUGCUGGCUGGAGCAGGAGAGCACCUCAAAUCCGACUUGCUCCUGGAAGGACUGAAUAGCUACCGCUUCCUCUCCAACGGCAACAUUCCCAUCCCCGGCCAGCAGGACAAGGACAACUUCCAGGAGACUAUGGAGGCCAUGCACAUCAUGAGCUUCUCCCACGAUGAGAUCCUGGCCAUGCUGAAGGUGGUCUCCUCAGUGCUGCAGUUCGGGAACAUCGUGUUCAAGAAGGAGAGGAACACGGACCAGGCCUCCAUGCCUGAGAACACGGCUGCCCAGAAGUUGUGCCACCUGUUGGGCUUGAACGUGAUGGAGUUCACCCGCGCCAUCCUCUCCCCCCGAAUCAAGGUCGGCAGAGACUAUGUCCAGAAAGCACAGACCAAAGAGCAGGCGGACUUCGCUAUCGAGGCCCUGGCCAAGGCCACCUACGAGCGGCUGUUCCGCUGGCUCGUCCACCGCAUCAACAAGGCCCUGGACAGGACCAAGCGGCAGGGCGCCUCCUUCAUCGGCAUCCUGGACAUCGCCGGAUUCGAGAUCUUCCAGCUGAACUCCUUUGAGCAGCUCUGCAUCAACUACACCAACGAGAAGCUGCAGCAGCUCUUCAACCACACCAUGUUCAUCCUGGAGCAGGAGGAGUACCAGAGGGAGGGCAUCGAGUGGAGCUUCAUCGACUUCGGCCUGGACCUGCAGCCCUGCAUCGACCUCAUCGAGAGGCCGGCGAACCCCCCUGGCGUCCUGGCCCUCCUGGAUGAGGAGUGCUGGUUCCCCAAGGCCACGGAUAAGACCUUCGUGGAGAAGCUGGUGCAGGAGCAGGGCACCCACCCCAAGUUCCAGAAGCCCCGGCAGCUGAAGGACAAGGCCGACUUCUGCAUCAUCCACUACGCCGGCAAGGUGGACUACAAGGCAGACGAGUGGCUGAUGAAGAACAUGGACCCCCUGAACGACAACGUGGCCACACUCCUUCACCAAUCCACCGACAAGUUUGUGGGAGAGCUGUGGAAGGACGAGAUUCAGAUUAUACAAAGAGCCUCUUUCUAUGACAAUGUUUCUAGUCUCCAUGACCCUCCAGUGGACCGCAUUGUAGGGCUGGACCAGGUGGCCGGGAUGAACGAGACCGCUUUUGGGUCGACCUACAAGACCAAGAAGGGCAUGUUCCGCACCGUGGGACAGCUGUACAAAGAGUCCCUUACCAAGCUGAUGGCCACCCUGAGGAACACCAACCCAAACUUUGUCCGCUGCAUCAUCCCCAACCACGAGAAAAGGGCGGGUAAACUGGACCCCCACCUUGUUCUGGACCAGCUGAGGUGUAACGGAGUUCUGGAGGGGAUCCGCAUCUGCAGACAGGGCUUCCCCAACCGUAUCGUCUUCCAGGAGUUCAGACAGAGGUAUGAGAUCCUCACCCCCAAUGCCAUCCCCAAGGGCUUCAUGGACGGCAAGCAGGCCUGUGAGAGAAUGAUCCGAGCCCUGGAGCUGGACCCCAACCUCUUCCGGAUCGGUCAGAGCAAAAUCUUUUUCCGGGCCGGAGUCCUCGCCCACCUGGAGGAGGAGCGGGACCUGAAGAUCACUGACAUCAUCAUCUACUUUCAGUCCGUCUGCCGAGGAUACCUGGCUCGCAAAGCCUUCGCUAAGAAGCAGCAGCAGCUCAGCGCCCUGAAGGUGCUGCAGAGGAACUGCGCCGCCUACCUGAAACUGCGCCACUGGCAGUGGUGGAGGCUCUUCACCAAGGUGAAGCCGCUGCUCCAGGUGACCCGGCAGGAGGAGGAGAUGCAGGCCAAGGAUGAGGAGCUGAUUAAGGUCAAGGAGAAACAGACCAAGGUGGAGGGAGAGCUGGUGGACAUGGAGAGGAAACACCAGCAGCUCCUGGAGGAGAAGAGCAUCCUGGCGGAGCAGCUGCAAGCGGAGACGGAGCUGUUUGCCGAGGCGGAGGAGAUGCGCGCCCGCCUGGCCGCCAAGAAGCAGGAGCUGGAGGAGAUCCUGCAUGACCUGGAGUCCCGGGUGGAGGAGGAGGAGGAGAGGAACCAGAGCCUGCAGAACGAGAAGAAGAAAAUGCAGUCGCACAUCCAGGACCUGGAGGAGCAGCUGGACGAGGAGGAAGCCGCUCGGCAGAAGCUGCAGUUGGAGAAGGUGACGGCCGAGGCCAGGAUCAAAAAGAUGGAGGAGGACAUCUUGCUUCUGGAGGACCAGAACUCCAAGUUCACAAAGGAGAAGAAGCUGCUGGAGGACCGCGUGGGGGAGAUCACCUCGCUGCUCACCGAGGAGGAGGAGAAAGCCAAGAACCUGGGCAAGCUGAAAAAUAAGCAGGAGAUGAUGAUGGUGGACCUGGAAGAGCGUCUGAAGAAGGAGGAGAAGACGAGGCAGGAGCUGGAGAAGGCCAAGAGGAAGCUGGACGCGGAGACCACGGACCUGCAGGACCAGAUCGCCGAGCUGCAGGCCCAGAUCGAGGAGCUCAAGGUCCAGCUGGCCAAGAAGGAGGAGGAGCUGCAGGCCUCACUGGCACGGGGCGACGAGGAGGUGGCGCAGAAGAACAACGCUCUGAAGCAGGUGCGGGAGAUGCAGGCGCAGCUGGCCGAGCUGCAGGAGGACCUGGAGUCGGAGAAGAUGUCGCGAAACAAGGCCGAGAAGCUGAAGAGGGACCUGAGCGAGGAACUGGAGGCCCUGAAGACGGAGCUGGAGGACACGCUGGACACCACGGCCGCCCAACAGGAGCUCAGGACCAAGCGUGAGCAGGAGGUGGCGGAGCUGAAGAAGGCCAUCGACGAGGAGACCAAGAACCAUGAGUCGCAGAUCCAGGAGAUGCGGCUGAGACACUCCUCUGCCCUGGAGGAGCUGUCUGAGCAGCUGGAGCAGGCCAAGAGGUUCAAGUCCAACCUGGAGAAGAACAAGCAGACCCUGGAGAGCGACAACAAGGAGCUGGCGGUGGAGGUGAAGGGGCUGCAGCAGGGCAAGGCCGAGUCCGAGCACAAGAGGAAGAAGCUGGAGGCGCAGCUACAGGAGGUCGUGGCUCGGGUGACCGAGGGAGAGCGGUCAAAGGGCGAGCUGGCGGACCGCACCCACAAACUGCAGGCGGAGUUGGACAAUGUUUCAGCACUGCUGGAGGAGGCUGAAAAGAAGGGAAUCAAACUGGCCAAGGACACCUCCAGCCUGGAGAGCCAGCUGCAGGACACCCAGGAGCUACUGCAGGAGGAGACUCGUCAGAAGCUGAACCUGAGCAGCCGCAUCCGGCAGCUUGAGGAGGAGAAGAGCAGCCUGCAGGACCAGCAGGAAGAAGAGGAGGAGGCACGGAAAAAUCUGGAAAAGCAGCUGGCCAACCUGCAGGCCCAGCUGUUUGAGACAAAGAAGAAGCUGGAGGAUGACGUGGGGGUGAUGGAUGGGCUGGAGGAGGUGAAGAGGAAGCUGCAGAAAGACAUGGAGUGCACCUCCCAGAGGCUGGAGGAGAAGGCCAUGGCCUUCGACAAGAUGGAGAAGACCAAGACCCGCCUGCAGCAGGAGCUGGACGACCUGAUGGUGGACCUGGACCAUCAGCGGCAGAUCGUCUCCAACCUGGAGAAGAAGCAGAAGAAGUUUGACCAGAUGCUGGCGGAGGAGAAGAACAUCUCGUCUCGCUACGCGGAGGAACGGGACCGGGCGGAGGCAGAGGCCCGGGAGAAGGACACCAAGGCCCUGUCUAUGACCCGCGCUCUGGAGGAGGCUCUGGAGGCCAAAGAGGAGUUUGAGAGGCUCAACAAACAGCUGCGUACCGAGAUGGAGGACCUCAUGAGCUCCAAGGACGACGUGGGGAAGAACGUGCACGAGCUGGAGAAGUCAAAGCGCACCCUGGAGCAGCAGGUGGAGGAGAUGCGCACCCAGCUGGAGGAGCUGGAGGACGAGCUGCAGGCCACGGAGGACGCCAAGCUGAGGCUGGAGGUCAACAUGCAGGCCAUGAAGGCCCAGUUCGACAGGGACCUCCAGGCCCGCGACGAGCAGAACGAGGAGAAGAAGAGGAUGCUGGUCAAACAGGUGAGGGAGAUGGAGGUCGAGCUGGAGGACGAGCGGAAGCAGAGGGCCCUGGCCGUGGCCGCCAAGAAGAAGAUGGAGAUGGACCUGAAAGACCUGGAGGCUCAGAUCGAGGCGUCCAACAAGGCCCGCGACGAGGCCAUCAAACAGCUACGCAAGCUUCAGGCCCAGAUGAAGGACUAUCAGAGGGAGCUGGAGGAGGCUCGUGCUUCUCGCGACGAGAUCUUCAGCCAGUCCAAGGAGAACGAGAAGAAGCUGAAGGGCCUGGAGGCCGAGAUUCUCCAGCUGCAGGAGGACCUGGCAGCUUCAGAGAGAGCCCGACGUCACGCAGAGCAGGAACGGGACGAGCUGGCUGACGAAAUCUCCAACAGUGCCUCUGGGAAGUCAGCCCUGCUGGAUGAGAAGAGGAGGCUGGAGGCACGGAUCUCCCAGCUGGAGGAGGAGCUGGAGGAGGAGCAGAGCAACAUGGAGCUGCUCAACGACCGCUUCCGCAAGACCACCAUGCAGGUCGACACCCUGAACACGGAGUUGGUGGGCGAGCGCAGCAUGGCACAGAAGAGUGAGAACGCCCGGCAGCAGCUGGAGAGGCAGAACAAGGAGCUGAAGGCCAAGCUGCAGGAGCUGGAGGGCUCGGUCAAGUCCAAGUUCAAGGCCACCAUCACCGCCCUGGAGGCCAAGAUCCUGCAGCUGGAGGAGCAGCUGGAGCAGGAGGCCAAGGAGAGAGCCGCUGCCAACAAGAUAGUGCGCCGCACGGAGAAGAAGCUGAAGGAGGUGUUCAUGCAGGUGGAGGACGAGCGUCGCCAUGCCGACCAGUACAAGGAGCAGAUGGAGAAGGCCAACUCCAGGAUGAAGCAGCUGAAGAGGCAGCUGGAGGAGGCGGAGGAGGAGGCCACCCGCGCCAACGCCAACCGUCGCAAGCUGCAGAGAGAGCUGGAGGACGCCACCGAGGCCAGCGAGGGCCUGAGCCGGGAGGUCAACACCCUGAAGAACCGCCUCAGGCGCGGAGGCCCUAUCAGCUUCUCCUCCAGCCGCUCGGGCCGCCGGCAGCUGCAGAUGGAGGGCGCCUCCGUGGAGCUGUCGGACGACGACGGCGGCGACAGCAAGGCCAGCGACGUCAACGAGACGCCCGCGCCGCAGCCCGAGUAGAGGCCCGAGUGAGCCAGCCAGCCAGCCAGCCAGCAUGCUACAGCCCCUCCUCUCCCUGCCCCCGAAGCCAGCACAGCACAUCUCUGCCUUACCAACGGCCGCACACACACUCCUCUAUACCGCGUCUUAAUAUAGCUCUCGCCUUGUGACAAUGUACUCCGCUUACGAUAAAGAACACACAGGUACGAGCGCAUUUAUACAUGCCCGCCGCGUGUAUGUACGUGCAUGUUUAUAUGCGUUGUGUACGCACAUGCACCCAAACGGAGAAUAAAAGGAGCGAUUGACUUUUUUUCCCCCCCCCCACCUCCUCUCACAGAUACGCCAUGUAAAGCCAUCUCGUAGAUAAGUAGGCCUGAUACCCUCCCUGUGCUCUGGAUGAACGGUAGUCCCCCUUCCGGCGGGCUUCGCGCAGGUGCAGACGGGCCGUCACUGCUGCAUGCCUCUCUGAUGUACAGACCGUUUGGCUACCAUUACCAACACCGCGGAAAGGUGUGACAAGAGUUGCGUUUUCACCACUUCUGAGAUGGGACUGGAAAAUUCAAACUGUGAAAAAGGCUAGAGUGUUUUCCGAUCGCAGGAAUAAACGACUGAAUAAAUUGUAGGAUUCUUAUGGAGGUAUCCUUUUUUUUUUUUUUUUAAACACUAACACUUUUGUAUUGUGUCCAGGAGAGACAGUUUAGCAUGCUUUGGAAUGGGGCGGGGGCUGGGGGGGGUGAUGUAAGCGCUUGUAUGGUCACAUGGACAGGCCUGUGUGGAUGAUGCGUACGGAAUGUGGCAGGCACAGGAAGCACUUGGGAGUACACGCCCCUCCUCCCCCCUCCCCCCUCGGAGAACGGCCGAGCUUUGCGCUGAAACGCGGUGCUUCGCAGCACUCGAACCCUGCCUAAAAAAAUAAAAAUAGAAAUGCAGGUACGACCCCCCCCCCCUCCCCAUUGUUCUAUGUAACAACUGUAGUUGAAAUAUUUCUUUGACAGAAAGGAGUCUGAAACGAUUUCACACUUGCCCUUUCAGAGUGAGGGGCUUGUUUGUCACGGUCUGUGACGAGCUAAGGACCUGGAUCUGAUCACGUUAGUCUAUUAACCACUAAUGUAGCCCCGCCCCCUCUCUCAGCCAGACACCCAUACCUGGACCGCUUUUAUUUUGGUCAUAGACAUGGCAGAAUCUGCGUAUCUAUCACUACUGUUCUCACCCAUUUUAACUGCAUUAAAGGUCAUCUACAAAACAAAAUGCAUUUAUUCUGUUAGUUAUACAUUUCUUUGAGAAGUGCCUUAGACACUACAUAAAGCAUUAGUGGAAGUAAAAAUGUUUACAUAUAUGUAUUUAUUGGACAUAUACAUAUAUGCAUUACUAUGUGCAAACACAAAACAAAAAAAAUGAAACAGGUAAACAUCUUUUUUUUUUUUGUAUUUUGCUGUGCUUCUUAUACCUGAUGUACCUCUUCAGUUGUAGUGAUCAGAUAGUAUGUGGAUAUGAAUCAGUGUUAUUACCUGUAUGAAAUGUUGAGCCUUCUGUUCUUUUGGACAGGAUGUUUUGUGAUUUCAUUUGGUUAAAAGCUUUAACAUUCAUGAGGUAGUUAUAUUAUUGGACUGGCUGUUGACAACCAGGCAUUCAACUACAAAUAUCUCCUAUUAUUUCUUGUAUACCUGUAUUUCUAGACAAUGAUUUUUGUAAAAGAAAAUAAACAUAUUCAUUAUAGAAA
This is a messenger RNA of Conger conger (European conger), 7942 nucleotides long. RefSeq names its product myosin-10. The transcript is spliced from 43 exons. NCBI's taxonomy places the organism in Eukaryota, Metazoa, Chordata, Actinopteri, Anguilliformes, Congridae. The record is from RefSeq and is a predicted model, not a curated record. Bases 217 to 6243 code for a protein of 2008 amino acids. Gene Ontology annotation, molecular function: actin filament binding; ATP binding; cytoskeletal motor activity. Gene Ontology annotation, cellular component: myosin complex.